Molecule: messenger RNA, 789 nt
Organism: Hibiscus syriacus
Lineage: Eukaryota; Viridiplantae; Streptophyta; Magnoliopsida; Malvales; Malvaceae
Product: F-box protein At2g26160-like
Exons: 2
Coding region: 1-789 (262 amino acids)
Source: RefSeq, a predicted model, not a curated record
AUGGAAAGAAAAAUGAAUGGCUCCUAUGGACUUGAUUAUUUCGAGGAUAGUAAGCAGAAACAUUGGGGAUUUUGGUCCACGCGGUGUAGGAAACAAGAAGUACGAGUACGUUUUAUUCAGAAAGCAAUCCUGACAGGAAAACCAGAUUCCAACAAUGGAAACCAUGGUCUUGUUCUAUUGUACAACGACGGUGAAGGGAUUGCAUAUUACGGACGUGCCGGGGACAAUUUUUGGACUGUUCUCGAUAUUAGCCAUGCACCUUACGAUGACAUAAUCUGCCAUGAAAACAAUCUCUUUGCAUUGGGAGACUAUAACAGUAUUGAAGUAUGGGACUUGCAACAAGGCAGCGGCUAUUUCUUAAGUGAUCUUUGCAGCAGGAGGUUUUACUUGGUCCAAUCGCGUGGGGAUCUUCUGUUGGUAGUGAGGUUCAUUGCGGAUGAUGGGGAUCGUGAAACUGAUUACCGUAUAAUUUUGUUCCAUGUUUACAAGCUGGAUUACCAUGGAAGAAAAUGGGUGGAGAUCGAAUGUUUAGGCGAUCGAGCUCUGUUUCUCGGAGGAAAUCAAUCGGUUUUGGUCUUGACUCGCUCUUUUCCCGACUGCGAGAAGAACUCGAUUUACUUCACCGACGAUAGCCGGGAGCGAGUGGAAGAUGAUUUCUUCUACGGUGGACAUGAUAUGGGCAUAUGUAACUUGAAAUACAAAAGUUUUAAGUCAAUCUAUGAGUUUUCUUCACACCAUAUUGAGCCACCACCUUGUUGGAUCGUCCCACCCGCCAUGCUUGAACCUUAG